AUGUCAACUACGUUUGAAGCGUUGCCCGAUGAAAUUCUAAUGAUUAUUUUACAAUAUUCUGGUAAUGUUUAUAAUAUAUUUCGAACAUUUUCAGGAUUAAAUAAACGUCUGAAUAAUAUUCUUGUUGAUAGACGUUUACAUUUAUUAACUGAUUUUUUAUAUAUGCAUUAUAAUGAUAAAUAUGUGAAUUACUAUUAUAAUUCUGCAGUGUUUCAUAAUGUAUCUCAACAAUUAUUAUCUAUAAUUAUAACUGAGAAUGACAAAGUACUUCGACAAUGUUUUCAAUCAUUAGUUAUCUUUCAUAUUAAAGAAAAAACUAAUCGAUUGAAAGAUAAAUUUAAAUGUUAUAUAGAACAUUUUCAAUCUAUUCGUUUACUUCUCACAAAUGAUGAAACACGAAAUAUUGAUGAAGAAUUGAAGAAUUCAUUGAAAAAUUUAAAAAACUGUCCUAUAUCUAUUAAGAAUAUUGAACAAAUUGUAUCACUUAUUUUAACAAAAGGUGCUCGUCUUGAAUAUAAUGAUAGCGAAUUCCAUGAAUUUAAUCUUGCUAAAGCAAUUAAUGGAUUGUUACUUGCAAAGCUUAAUUCUAUUGAAUAUUCCACUCAACGAUUAAUCAAUUCUCUUGUUCAAAUGUUCAAAUCACUUAUUAUUUCAAAUCCAAAUCUUCUACAAGAUCAAGAUUGGUUUUAUUAUGAUGGCUAUAGUGUUCAUUUUUUUCUAUAUUGUUCAAUGUACCAAAUAAAUACCAUUCAUUCGGAUAGAACAAUAACUUCUAUCAAUAUGGAAUGUUAUCAAGCUAUUCUAGAUUUACUUCUCUUUACUAUACAAUUUUUGAAACAUUUAUUUCGCAAUGAAGUUUGGGCAAAAAUAUAUCUUUUAGACAUAUUCAAUAUGAUUACAUUAACAAAUGUUGUUACGAAACAUGAAAUAUUUAUUGAAGCAAGUCAAAUUGAAAUAUUGAAUAUUAUACUUAAUGAAUAUAGUCUUGAAGAUAAAAUACUAUUCGAUAAAGAAUUUAAUGAUAUGUUUCAACAAAUUUUAGAUAAUCUAAUCGAAAAUAAUCGAGUUCAUACAUUAUUAUUAAUUUAUCAUGCAAAUGAACGCAUAAGAAAUUUAUUUCAAAAUUCAUGGAAUAAUGAAAAAUAUGUAAAUAUAAUGACAAAAAAUCGAACAACAAGACAAUUUUUUCAUGCUCUCUUAAAUGAUGAACUAUUAAGAACAUGGUUAACUAGUACAGAUUUAUUAUUUGUUUUAUUACAGAAGAAAGAAUAUGAACUUGUAAAAAAAUUAUUGAAAUUAUCACCAUCACUCGUUUAUCAGUGUGACGACGACGCAAGUGACAUCAAGACAUGA
Rotaria sordida is the source of this 1353-nucleotide messenger RNA. The record is from the annotation of a GenBank genome assembly. Lineage: Eukaryota; Metazoa; Rotifera; Eurotatoria; Philodinida; Philodinidae.